Molecule: messenger RNA, 243 nt
Organism: Bipolaris oryzae ATCC 44560
Lineage: Eukaryota; Fungi; Ascomycota; Dothideomycetes; Pleosporales; Pleosporaceae
Exons: 1
Source: RefSeq, a predicted model, not a curated record
AUGGCCACAUACGGUACGUUUGGUGGGGACGCGGGACGGCAUCCCGUGCCUAGAUCUGAGGCGCCAUGGGAGAAGCUAAAGGCUGAGUCGUAUUCCCUUUUCUUGAAGCUGAGCGAUUUGCCCAAGGGGACGUAUGAUGAGUUUGAAGCUUCGUGGGCGGACAAAGAGAAUGGCGAGUUCAAGGGCGGGCUGGGCGCGGUGAUUAUAGUGAGGUACACUGAGACGCCUGUUGGUAUGUUUGAC